Aspergillus steynii IBT 23096 is the source of this 2568-nucleotide messenger RNA. RefSeq lists its product as uncharacterized. The record is from RefSeq and is a predicted model, not a curated record. Gene Ontology annotation, molecular function: DNA-binding transcription factor activity, RNA polymerase II-specific; DNA binding; zinc ion binding. NCBI's taxonomy places the organism in Eukaryota, Fungi, Ascomycota, Eurotiomycetes, Eurotiales, Aspergillaceae. Bases 1 to 2568 code for a protein of 855 amino acids. The transcript has 5 exons. Gene Ontology annotation, biological process: DNA-templated transcription; regulation of DNA-templated transcription.
AUGCAGGCCACAGAGCUGUAUUGUGCCAGUUGCACUGCCUGGUUUCAACGACGAGAGCACUACGAGCGGCAUAUAAGAAUCCACACCAAGGAGAAACCGUUUGCGUGCACCGAAUGCGGUUAUCCCUUUAGUCGCGUAGAUUCCCUAUCGCGUCAUUAUAAUACCGUUCAUCGUCAAGGCCAAGGUGCGGAGGUCAGAGAUCGAGCUGAUGGCCGACGUCGAGUCGCGAAGGCCUGCAAGCCAUGCAAUGCCUCCAAAGUGCGGUGUGAUGGGCAACAGCCCUGUCAACGAUGUAUCAGUCAUGACACCGAUUGCUACUACGAACAAACUCAGAAGCGCAGAAUCGAGCCGCCAACGUCUGCUGGAAGCUCGUCCACUUUCCCGCCUGCUAAGCGUCAGUCUCGCCAUACUCCUGAACCUAAGACCAAUCCCAGGAGGGAAGUAGGACAUCAUCAUGCGGCGCAAACUCCCUCCACUAUUGACCAUCGAAGUGUAUCUGUCACCACGCCACAUCUGGAAACCCCAGACCCUAGUGCAGGUCUACCAGAUCUCUUGGAUACUACCGCUGAAACUGCCCAGGAGUUAUAUGGUGAACUGCCACUGCUUUCAGAGCUGGUAGACCUGGAGGGCCUCGUGGAGCCCGACUUGGGGCCUGUCUGGUCGGACAUGUUCCAACCAUGUCUCCAGGAGGACCUUACGGAUAUGAGGCUAACGUCCUUGAUCGAGACUCCCCCGACCCGGGAUAUGUCGUUCUCUGGGGACAACAUGCGCCGACAGCCGGCGCUGCCACUGACUCCCUCCGCGGUGAGCGAGAUAUACGACGGUCGAUGCUCUCCGAGGCCUGAACAAGAGGCGAUGGGACCCCGAGCCUAUCAUCCAACCGUCAUCAGCGUAGACGCCCAACUAAGCUUCCCAGACCUUGGGGGAGUCCGCUUCGACGAUAUCGACAGCGAAGACCUGGCUCACGUUGCGGAGGUCAGCCAGACUGUCCUGGACGAAGCGACGCGACUCACCCUCACUCUGCAAACCGCCCCCAGCUUUCCCCCGUUUCUAAACUGGCAGCUUCCACCCCGGCCCAUACUCAACAGCUGGGUCCAGCUCUACUUCGAACACUUCCAUCCCAUCUUCCCCUUACUCCACAAACCCUCAUUCGGCGGUCCAGCCACGCACUGGCUCCUAACCUUCGCCGUCGCCGCCAUCGGCGCGCAAUUCUCACGACUCCCCGAGUCGCAGACCUGUGCGCGCGCCAUGCAAGAGCUCAUCCGCCGAUUCACCAUCCAUCUAUGCGAGCACCACAAUCGAAACGGCCGCGAGCUGUGGCUAACGCAGGUCGUCCUUCUGAACCAGAUCGCCUUUCGAUACUCCGGCGAACGCCGCGCCUUGGAGAUCGCCGAGAUCUACCAGGCUCUUCCCAUCACCUUGGCUCGUCGAAAGCAGCUAUGUACCACAACUAUGUCGCUUCGCAAGAUUUCAGAGCUGGAGUUACCACAGAACCAGCGAUGGCAGAUCUGGAUUCUCGACGAGGAGCGCCGGAGGACCGGAAUUGCUGUUUGGCUGCUGGACUCGGCCUUUCGCACUCACUUCGAUCUCACGAGACUCAUGGGUGAUCGCGAUAUGCAAAACACUCUCCCUCAGCGGGAGGAGCUCUGGGAGGCGUUGACGACCGAGGCCUGGGCGAGCCUUACACAAAAUCUAGGGACUCACCCCUCUAAAACACUGCAUCAACUCGCCCGAGACGGCGACUGGAUCGCCGCGUGGAACGCGACAGGGACUCUCGGAAAGCAGGCGAUCCUUCAGCUCCUAAUCAACAGCAUUUACGACCAGGCAGGGCGCAGCCCUGAUUCAGCGUCGCGAGGCGGAGCAGGAAGAGGCGAGCCCCUGGACCAAGCAACAGCGGAGCAGGGGUUGCGCACGCUUCUCACCGUCACAGAGCUACCAUCGACAUCACCGUCGGAGGUGAAAGCCAACACGGCGCACCGGAUCGGGAUCCUAGGCGGGUUAAUGAUGUCGCAGGCACCGGGGCGGAUGCCGCUGCUGGGCACGGCGUUACGGCUGGCCUAUCGGCGGUACGACGAGGCGGGACGACAGGGGCUGGCGAGGGAGUGGAGAGCCGCUCCGCGCGAGGGCCGUAUGGCUGUGGUGUAUGCGGCGCAGACACACUCGGCGCUGGUCAUCGCCGUGGGGUCUGGGGCCGGUGCAGCGCAGCACUUCUCGUUCCCGGUGCUCCUGUUCCGCGCUACCCUGCUGCUCUGGCUGUUCUCCACACUGGCGCCUGUCCCACCACCCGAGACUGAGCCCGAUUUCGCGGCCACUCCUUCGGUGGUUCUUGGCUGUGGCGGGGGAAGCGGUGGGAUGUUCAUGAACCAGGAUCCGGCGGCGCAGGCGCGCUGGGUUGAGACGGGGUUUCCGUGUCGUCUUAAACUCGCCGGUAUUGGCAACUUCAUGUCGUCGACGGGCCGGGCCAGACUGUUGGAAGAGUCCUUGUCGGGGAUGAGAUCCCUGCGCGGCUGGGGCAUUAAUGCUAUCUACGAACAGCUGCUGGCUGGUCUUCGGUGUCAAGAGAAUUGA